This is a messenger RNA of Symphalangus syndactylus (siamang), 4351 nucleotides long. It is a transcript of the gene ANTXR2, whose product is annotated as ANTXR cell adhesion molecule 2. NCBI's taxonomy places the organism in Eukaryota, Metazoa, Chordata, Mammalia, Primates, Hylobatidae. Gene Ontology annotation, molecular function: transmembrane signaling receptor activity. The record is from RefSeq and is a predicted model, not a curated record. Gene Ontology annotation, cellular component: cell surface; plasma membrane.
UGGGUUUGUAAACCACUCAUAGGGGCUGUUUUAGCACAGCUGCUAAAAUAGGCCAGGCCUGCAGGAUAUACGGGUAUGUUUAGUUUCUAGAGAACUUUUGUUUUUCUAAACUCCUUCUUCCCUUUCCCAAAUCUGGCAAGCGUUAGUCAUCUUCAACUCGGCAGGAACCCACAAGUGUGCGUGUGUGGCUCGGAGGCUUCAGCUGGGGCCCCGCCCUCGUACCCGAGCGCACACUGACACACGCAGCCUAGACCUGGCCCGAGCGCGCUACUGGCCUCGGCGUGGCUUCUCUCCAGCCGGCAGUCCCAGGGCCAGCUAGCCUCCUCCCCUAAAGGGGAAGGCCUGUCAGCGCAGUCCCAGAGUCCAGCACCGGGAGGAAAGUUUCGGAGUGCGGAGGGAGUUGGGGCCGCCGGAGGAGCAGGGUCUCCACUCCUAGUUUGUUCUGCCGUCACCGCGUCCCAGGGACCCCUUGUCUCGAAGCGCACGGCAGCGGGGGGACUUCAGCCCUCCGGGCGGGGUGGGCUCCAGGUCCGGGUCCGAGGCGGGCGCUGGAGGCUCGGCCCCAGGCGGGAGAGGAACUCCUCUCGCGAGCUGUCGCCGUGGGCCCGCAUUGUCUGCAGGAACUCUCCGGAAUCGGGAGGGGGAGGACUGGAUCGCGCUUCCACUGGGAUUCGUCAAGAGUUCCGGCGGCAGCUGCGGCGGUGGCGGAGACUCCCUUUGUCCUCUCAGGACCUCCCUCUCUCCCUCCCUCUAUCAGCUGGUGGGUCCCGCUGCCGCAGGCGCCGGCGCCUCGGCUGCUCGCCGCCCCCUACCCCAGAGUGCGUGCCGGGUGACUCCCGCCACCUUUGCGACCCCCCCGAGCUCAGGGGACUGCGAGCGGGAGGGAGUCGCAGGCCCCUGGCCGCAGGAUGGUGGCGGAGCGGUCCCCGGCCCGCAGCCUCGGGAGCUGGCUGUUUCCCGGGCUGUGGCUGUUGGUGCUCAGCGGUCUCGGGGGGCUGCUGCGCGCCCAGGAGCAGCCCUCCUGCAGAAGAGCCUUUGAUCUCUACUUCGUCCUGGACAAGUCUGGGAGUGUGGCAAAUAACUGGAUUGAAAUUUAUAAUUUCGUCCAGCAACUUGCGGAGAGAUUUGUGAGCCCUGAAAUGAGAUUAUCUUUCAUUGUGUUUUCUUCUCAAGCAACUAUUAUUUUGCCAUUAACUGGAGACAGAGGCAAAAUCAGUAAAGGCCUGGAGGAUUUAAAACAUGUUAGUCCAGUAGGAGAGACAUAUAUCCAUGAAGGACUAAAGCUAGCGAAUGAACAAAUUCAGAAAGCAGGAGGCUUGAAAACCUCCAGUAUCAUAAUUGCUCUGACAGAUGGCAAGUUGGACGGUCUGGUGCCAUCAUAUGCAGAGAAAGAGGCAAAGAUAUCCAGGUCACUUGGGGCUAGUGUUUAUUGUGUUGGUGUCCUUGAUUUUGAACAAGCUCAGCUUGAAAGAAUUGCUGAUUCCAAGGAGCAAGUUUUCCCUGUCAAAGGUGGAUUUCAGGCUCUUAAGGGAAUAAUUAAUUCUAUACUAGCUCAGUCAUGUACUGAAAUCCUAGAAUUGCAGCCCUCAAGUGUCUGUGUGGGGGAGGAAUUUCAGAUUGUCUUAAGCGGAAGAGGAUUCAUGCUGGGCAGUCGGAAUGGCAGUGUUCUCUGCACUUACACUGUAAAUGAAACAUAUACAACGAGUGUAAAACCAGUAAGUGUACAGCUUAAUUCUAUGCUUUGCCCUGCACCUAUCCUGAAUAAAGCUGGAGAAACUCUUGAUGUUUCAGUGAGCUUUAAUGGAGGAAAAUCUGUCAUUUCAGGCUCAUUAAUUGUCACAGCCACAGAAUGUUCUAAUGGGAUUGCAGCCAUCAUUGUUAUUUUGGUGUUACUGCUACUCCUGGGGAUCGGUUUGAUGUGGUGGUUUUGGCCCCUUUGCUGCAAAGUGGUUAUCAAGGAUCCUCCACCACCACCACCCCCUGCACCAAAAGAGGAGGAAGAAGAACCUUUGCCUACUAAGAAGUGGCCAACUGUGGAUGCCUCCUAUUAUGGUGGUCGAGGGGUUGGAGGAAUUAAAAGAAUGGAGGUUCGUUGGGGUGAUAAAGGAUCUACUGAGGAAGGUGCAAGGCUAGAGAAAGCCAAAAAUGCUGUGGUGAAGAUUCCUGAAGAAACAGAGGAACCCAUCAGGCCUAGACCACCUCGACCCAAACCCACACACCAGCCUCCUCAGACAAAAUGGUACACGCCAAUUAAGGGUCGUCUUGAUGCUCUCUGGGCGUUGUUGAGGCGGCAGUAUGACCGGGUUUCUUUGAUGCGACCUCAGGAAGGAGAUGAGGUUUGUAUAUGGGAAUGUAUUGAGAAAAAGCUAACUGCUUGAGUCAGUAUAAUGAAGGCAGGGAAAUAGUAAUAAAAAAUGAUUUUAAAGCCCUGUUGCACUUGAGGAAGGAAAUACUGUCAAGUAUAGAUUUCUAUUACAUAGAGUUUUCUAUAAAUUACUUGUUGUUAGAAUGCGUCUUCAAACUACAUUUUUACACCAUUCCCUUUUCAAGAAAUUCUUUACAAUUCUGGUCAUUUGUACACAUACUUUAAUAAGCACAAUCAUUGCAUCAGCCCUUGACUUUGAAGACACAAUGUUCCAACAGACUGGGAGUUAGUAGCUGAAGUCCUUCUCUAGCAUUUAGUAGCAUUUAGUAGCAAUAAGGCCUAGGGCAAAGGCCUCAGAAUCUGUUUUAUAGGUAUAAAUAUGUUCCCUGCCUUCAACAGUUGAUGUAAUCGAGUUUCUUGACUAUUAUGUAAAAGUGUCUUUAAAAUUAUAAAGCAUUAUAAAAAUCUGUGAUAGUGAUAAACACACAAACACACACAUACACACAUAUGUAUAUAUUUUUCCCCACCAGGGUAGCCUGUCUGAGGCUAUAUUUUUGUUUUGGAAAUGUGGCUACAAUUACUCCAGUUUUGUAAUUUCAGUAAUAUAGUAGUACUAUUUCCCAUUGUAUUGAUGUAAGAAAAAUUGAUUAAAACCUUUUCAUAUGUAACAAUGGAUAGGUUUGGUUCAGAGACAGUACAGUUCAUAAUAGUAGUGAUGCAGGGCAGGUGAGUCCCAAAAUUGAAGCUUAGCCUGGGAGAGUUCUUAACUUCAUCUAAGAAGGAAUCUGAUGCAGGGCAGGAGGGCUCCCAAAUUGGAACUUAGCCCAGGAAGGUUCCUGGCUUCAUCCAGAAAAGAAUUCAAGGGUAAGCCAGAGGUGUUAGCAACUUUUGUUGAAGUGACAGCGCAUACCAGCAGCAGAGGUACUACUCCUUGUGGAGCAGGGCUACCCUAUAGGCAGUGUGCCCAGAGGAGCAGCUCAGAGGCAGUUCUGUAGUCAUAUUGAUACCCACUUUUAAUUAUAUGAAAAUUAAGGGGUGGAUCAUGCAGACAUUUCUAGAAAAGGUGUGACAACUUCUGGGUCAUUGGAUCAUUGUCAUGGAAAGUGGUGGUAACUUCUGGAUGUUGCCAUGGCAAUGGCAAACUGACAUGGCACCCUGGUCAGUGUGUCUUACGGGAAAGUGUUUUCGCCCCGUCCCUGUUUUAGUUAAUCAUCAAUUAGGUCUGGUGUCCAAGCCUCACCUCCAGAAUCUAGUACUGCCUCCUACCUCAUUAGAAUUGUUUCGCUGCGUGUCAACAUGAUCGAUCAUUCCUCUGUUUUAACAAGGGAAUAAACUUCAUGAACUUCAGCUUCAGGGGAUUUUUUUAAAAAGGCAAUUUGAGAAAAUUUAUUCCUGGAAUUUUCCCAACAGAUCAUCAUUUACUGUUUGCUAAGACCAUAAGUAGAGAGAACUAGUUGGUUUAUAAAGCAGUCUCUUUCAUGAUCCAGUCACUGUGGUUCUUCAUAAAAAGUUUUCACAUAAUAACAUUUGUAUCUUUUUAAAUUCAUCUGUGAUCUGGAGUUCUGUUCUGGAACAACGUGUACUAACUCUUCUUCCUCUUCUACAUGCUAGACUUUAACGUCAUGUGUUUUAAAAUCGUUUUCGUGCAUCAUCUUAGUUUUUAUUCCCCAGGUUAGACUCUAGUUUAUUUGUUCAAUAAUUUUCACCUUAUUAAGUGCUGGGUAUUGAGCUAACAUUGAAUAUAUACUAGCCAAUAAAAACAGACAGUGGUCUCAGCUCUCUUGCUAAUACUUUAUAUUUUCUUUUAACUGUCAUGAUUGCAAUUUAUAGUCUUUCAUUAUUCCUAUUAAUUUUGAUUCAAUUCAAUAAUUUUUGGAUUAUAAAUAUGUAAAAGCAAUGGCAUCAGGUAAUAUCGAUGGGUAGAAACAAACAGCAGCCUCUGCCCUUAAGAAACCUGAACUUUGGGAAACAAGACAUAUACAAAAA